This is a messenger RNA of Colletotrichum destructivum, 1032 nucleotides long. RefSeq lists its product as uncharacterized. The coding region runs from base 1 to 1032 and encodes 343 amino acids. The transcript is spliced from 3 exons. The record is from RefSeq and is a predicted model, not a curated record. NCBI's taxonomy places the organism in Eukaryota, Fungi, Ascomycota, Sordariomycetes, Glomerellales, Glomerellaceae.
AUGGGCGCCGAGGUCUUGCAGCCAGCAUUCCCACCCGCCGUCGUGGGCCCGAAACUCAAGGAGCCCACCAGGCCGACAAACCGACUUCCGCAAACCUUGAUCGACGAAGCACGCCGGGUCGAGCGGACUCACUUUGACCCCAACAAGCAUCUUGCUAUUGCCGACCCGGAGAAGAUCUACACCAUGCAGGAGAUCGGGCUGGGAGGGCAGGGCAUCUCUCCCGUCGCGGCAUCCUCGCCCUUUGCCAUCUUCACGCCCGAGGCCGUCGCGCAGAUGCGGGCCGAGAUCUUCAGCGAGCCCGUCCUUCAGUCUUGCCAGUACGCGUCGGACUUCGCCAAGAACAUGAUCCGCGGUUACGGCCCCAGGCUCUGUCCCUUCAUCUUUGACGCCUGGAACUGUGACCGGGUCCUGGAGGCGGUUUCUAAGGUGGCCGGUUUGGAGCUGGUCCCGGCCAUCGAGUUCGAGGUAGGCCACAUCAACAUCUCCAUCAACGAGACCACGACCGAGCUCAGCACCGUCGAGACGAACGCGACCUACCUCGAGGAGGACCAGUCCGCCUUUGCCUGGCACAGAGACAGCUACGCCUUCGUGUGCGUGACGAUGCUUUCCGACUGCGUCGGCAUGGUCGGCGGCGAGACAGCCAUGCGGACAGGCACGGGCGGGAUCAUGAAGGUGCGCGGGCCGGCCAUGGGAACCGGUGUCGUCAUGCAAGGCCGCUACAUCGAGCACCAGGCGAUGAAGGCAAAGGGAGGGCGGGAACGCAUCAGCAUGGUCACUUCGUUCCGCCCGAAAAGCCCGCUGCUGAGAGACGAGACCGUCCUCACGGGCGCGCGCCCCAUCAGCACGCGGUCCAGCCUCUACUACCAAUGGAGUCAGUAUCGUCUGGAGGUGCUGGAGGAACGACUCCGUGACGGGUCCAAGCGGCUCCGGCACCGAGAUCGAAGCGGUAAGCCGUUUGAUGUGGCCGCCGCCAAGGAGUUUUUGAACCUGCAGAAGCAGUUCCUGGAGGCUACCAUCCUGGAGCUGGAGUAA